AUGAAUACGACUUUGAAAAAUUCCGAAAAGAAAAGUUUGUGGAAAGGUCCUCUUUUGGCAUUUUUAUCUGGAACUUUUUUCACGUUGAGUUCGGCCGCAGUAAAAGCCUUAACAACCAUUAAUCCGAUGGAAUUAUUAGUUAUUCGAUCUAUCGUUCAAAUAAUAUUUAUGUUAAUAAUUGCUAUUUAUGUAAAAAAAAAUUUAUUUGGACCCAAAGGUUACCGACUUAUGUUAAACAUUCAGGGUUUGGUUGGAGGUUUAACAUUAAUUUUAUUAUUUUUUACAUUUCGAAGACUUCCAUUAGGAGAUGCAACAACAAUCAUAUUCAGCUCUCCCGUUUUUGUUAUGGUAUUAUCAUUUAUAAUUCUUCGGGAGCCUUGUGGAUUUUUUCGUGCUCUUAUUGUUGCCUUAUUACUAUUGGGAGUUAUUUUAAUAGCAAAACCUCCUUUUAUAUUUCAGUUUUUUUAUCACGUGGAGCAAUCAUAUGACGUAUUGGGUUAUUCUUCGGCUGUAUUGGCAACAAUUUUUAUGGCAUUAAAUAUAGUUGUAAUAAGAAAAUGUAAAGAUGUUCAUUUUUCUAUCGUCGUAUUGCAAUUAUCCACGUGGUCGUUAAUUUUUUCCGGAAUUCUUUUAUAUAUUCUCGUAGAAUUUAACGGAGACAAAAUUGUUAUUCCACAAGGAACCAAUGAAUGGCUAUUAACAUCACUUGUGAGCGUUUUGGGACUAGCAGGCCAAGUGUUAGUAGCCAGGGCUUUGGGUAUAGAAGACGCUGGAAAAGUUGCCGUAAUACGAUCACUCGAUAUUAUAUUAGCAUUUUUCCUUCAAGUUACGGUUUUUGGUGAAAUUCCUGACUGGAUGAGUGGUUUAGGAGCCGCUGCCAUUUUGUUGUGUGUAACUGGAAUGACAUUUGAAAAUCAAAUACAAAAUUUUAUGGAUAAAAUUCCAUAA
This is a messenger RNA of Pediculus humanus corporis (human body louse), 948 nucleotides long. RefSeq lists its product as uncharacterized. Lineage: Eukaryota; Metazoa; Arthropoda; Insecta; Psocodea; Pediculidae. Gene Ontology annotation, cellular component: membrane. The record is from RefSeq and is a predicted model, not a curated record. The transcript has 4 exons. The coding region runs from base 1 to 948 and encodes 315 amino acids.